GGUCGACCAAGAUGGCGCUCUGAGUGGACGUGUUUCUCUGAGCUCCGCAAACCGAACUGUUUUCCAUAUUGUUAAAGAGUGUACAAAACGGACUUUUUGCUUUUAGUUCAUGUACCGCGUUUGUCCGGCUGUAUUCUGAUUACCUUUGCUGGUAAAAUGAAGCCUCAGGAGAAGAGGAAAAGCGGCGCUAAAAAAGCGCUUGCUAGUACGUGUUCUACUAACAUGACUGAAACGUUAGCUCCCACUGAGCAGUCAGAUACAAACAACAUGCUCAUUGACAACAUGCACGACUACCUCGAGUCAGACACGGAGGUACUGAAGGUCUCGUUAGUGGAUGACAAUUUUCCGCAACUUCCCAUCACCCCGGUUAAAUCACCUGCACCUAAAUGGAGACGUGUGGAAGAUACGACAACUACCGCAAUCCUCUCCCAGCUUUCCUCCCUCUCUCAGCUGAUAAACAGCAGGUCAGAUGCCUUGGAAAAGUUGGUCAGUGACAACUCCUUGGUGAUUGCCGAAGUGAAGAUGGCAGUUACAGAAAACACCAAGCAGAUCGCCGGUAUUAAAGAUUCAUUUGAUGCUGUUUGUGCUGAAGUAAAAAGCGUUAAAGAGAGAGUUGACCGCUGUGAAUCGCUGAUUGAGGCUUGCAAAGUUAAUACUGACAAGACUGAGCAGCGUGUUUCUCAAUUAGAAGCGUACUCCCGACGCUGGAAUCUCAAGCUCUACGGCCUAGAAGAAAACGAUCAGCAGGAUCUGCGACAUGAGAUUAUCAAGAUAUGCCAGGGUCUGCUUCCAGAGGCCAAAACCAAGCUUCCAGAUGCCAUAGACGUCAUUCACCGCCUCGGCCCCAGGAAGCCUGGUAACAUUCAACCGAGAGGUGUCAUCGUGCGCUUCUCUUCCAGAUUCUACCGUGAUGCCGUGUGGCGCUCCGCAAAGAACUCCGGCUUCCUGAAGACCAAAAACCUGAAACUGGCGGAGGACUUGUCAGCAGAGGACAGAGAGAAAAGAAAGAAACUGUGGCCCGUUGUUGAUCAGGCUCGGAAAGAUGGCAAGCCAGCUUUCUUCGUGGGCGGUCGUGCUUUUGUGGGUGGAAAGGAAAUUCUCCCACCUUGAGACUUUGUAGAUGAGGAAUCACACUCAAUUGAACAGGAUGCUAACUUUUGGAAAUCACAGUGGGGGGGUGACCUGUGGCUGUCUCAUGGAUCUGAGCGCUCAGCUGGUGUUUGUAUUUUAAAAAACCGCUUUAGUGGAAAAGUUUUAAACUCUGACUGUGACAAAAGCGGUCAUUACAUAUUUCUAGUUCUAGAAAUUGCUAGCGUAAAUUAUAUUAUAGUUAAUGCUUAUGGCUUCAAUUCUCAAACAGAGAACAAAAGUUUUUUUGAUAAUUUGGAGUAACGACUCUCUUACUGGUUAUCUAAAUUCCCAAAUUCUUUUAUCGUUUUGGGCGGAGAUUUUAAUACCGUGUUAGAUAAUUGCCUGGAUAGGUUGCCUGCAAGGAAUGCGGACUCCUCUAAUAUUUAUGUGAAGACGCUCUUAAAUAGUUUUAAUUUAACCGAUAUUUGGAGAGAUACUCACCCGCUACAGAAAUCAUAUACAUGGAGCAACAAAACAUUAUCAAGGCAGUCUCGCAUUGAUUUCUGGCUUAUAUCCAAGGAUCUGAAAAAUGUAGCUGCGAACAUUUUACCAUCGCCCCUAUCUGAUCAUAAGACUAUUCAAGUUCUCAUUCCUUCUCUCUCUCCCGGUUCUCCUAAAACCUCUUAUUGGAAACUUAAUAGUACACUCCUUAAACACAAGGAAGUGACUUCUAAAAUUGAGAGUUUUAUUCGGCUUUACUGGGACAAAGCUCAAAGUGAGAAUUCUUUUAGCAAUAACUGGGAGUUGUUAAAGUACGAAACUGCUAAAUUUCUCAGGAAAUACAGUAGUGAUUUAGCUAAAAAAAGAAGAACAGAGGAAAACGAUACUAUACUUAAAAUUGCAUCCUUAACUUCUCAGUCUUUAGAUGUACUUACUGAGUCAGAACAGUUGGAGCUUACUAAUCAGCAGCAUAGGUUGGACGAGAUAUAUAAAAGAAAAGCGGAAGGUGCUUUUGUUAGAUCUCGCCGUAGGUGGCUCGAAGAGGGCGAGCAGAAUUCUGCAUAUUUCUUUCGACUAGAAAAGCAGCAAUCAAAAAAUAACACCAUUCAACAAUUAAGUAUUGAUGGAACAAUUACUGAUGAUUCAAAGAAAAUUGCCAAGUAUUGUGCUGGAUUUUACAGUGAUCUUUACACCUCUAGAUAUUGUCCUCAAGAUGCCACAUGUUUUUUUAAUUCUAUUCCUAAUAUCAAUCAGAUUUCUGAAGCUAAUUGUGACUUUUGCGAUGCCUCUAUUUCUCUAAAUGAAAUUACUAAUGCCAUUAAUCAACUAAAAAUCAAUAAAUCACCCGGAACGGACGGCUUUACUGCCGAAUUUUAUAAGCAUUUUUCUCUGAGCCUAGCCCCAUUUUUAAAAGAAGUUUUUGCUGAGAGUGUUUAUAGAGGUUCCUUGCCACCUACAUUAAGUCAGGGUCUAAUUACACUCAUUCCUAAGCCUAAGAAAGAUUCUCUCCUGUUAGAUAAUUGGCGCCCCAUUUCCUUAUUAAAUAGUGACUAUAAGAUUUUUGCUCUUAUACUUGCCAAGAGACUGAAAUCAGUUCUAGACUCUAUUAUUGAUGAGAGUCAAUCUGGGUUCAUGCGUAAUAGACACAUCUCAAAUAAUGUGAGAUUGAUUUUAGAUUUAUUAGACUACUCUGAGCUAGUUCAUGAAGACAGUUUUAUUCUUUUCUUAGACUUUUAUAAAGCAUUUGAUUCCUUAGAGCACGAUUUUGUAAUGGAAACCUUAAAAAAGUUCGGUUUUGGUCAGUUCUUCUGCAGAUCGGUCCAAACUUUGUACGCUAAUGGAAACAGUUCUAUUAAAUUAAGCAAUGGUACAUCCCCUAGAUUUGAUUUAAAGCGUGGAGUACGGCAGGGGUGUCCUCUUUCUGUUUAUCUGUUCCUUCUCGCUGCCCAACUUCUUAAUCUACACAUUAAAAACAGUCCUAUUAAAGGCAUUAGUGUGGCAAAUAAUCAUAUUUUAAUCAGUCAGUUGGCGGAUGAUACAGCCUUGUUUCUGGCAGAUGCUUCACAGGUUUCAGUUGCGAUUAAUCUUAUUCGCUCUUUUUCUAAAGCUUCCGGUCUCACCCUCAAUCUUAGCAAAUGUGAACUGUUACCAGUGAAUAACUGCUCUGCUUCCGUAGUGUAUAAUAUCCCUGUAAGAGACUCAGUCACAUAUCUUGGUGUACAUAUCACAAAAGAUAGAAAAGCCAGAGGUAAGUUAAACUUUUUUCCCCUCAUUGAAAAAACUCAAAAGGUUUUCAACCGAUGGUUACAAAGAGAUCUUUCUCUGAAAGGCAGAGUUCUAAUCACCAAGGCGGAAGGUAUUUCUCGUUUAACCUAUGCUGCUCAGUCAUUACAUGUAGAUAACUCCUUUUGUAAAUCUGUCGAUAAGAUGCUAUUUAAUUUUCUAUGGAAAAAUAAAACUCACUAUGUUCGUAAGUCUGUAGUUCUGAAUUCUUACAACAAAGGGGGCUUAAAUUUCAUAGACUUUAGCUCUCUCAACAACACAUUCAAGAUAAAUUGGAUCAAGCAAUAUCUCAAACACCCUACUUCCAUCUGGAAUUUUAUUUCUCAUUAUGUCUUUUCACAGUUAGGCGGCCUAAAAUUUAUUCUGCUCUGUAACUAUAAAAUACAAAAAAUCCCAGUUAAACUCUCCAAUUUCCACCAACAGGCUCUUUUAGCAUGGGCUUUGCUUUACAAGCAUAACUUCUCUCCACAGAGGUGUUAUAUAUGGAACAAUCUCAAUAUUGUUUAUAAGAACAAGUCGCUUUUUUACGAUAAUUGGUUCAACAAUGGUAUUUUAUUAGUCAGUCAACUCUUUAAUAAGAAUGGACUACUAUAUAGUUAUUCAGAAUUUCUUGCCAAAUAUAAGAUUCCAGUAAGCCCAAGAGAAUUUUCUAUAGUUUUUGAUGCUGUGCCCUCAGGUCUUCGUAUGUUAUUCAGGUCAAUUGAUAUCUCUCCACCAUUAUCAAUGUCACCCCCAGAUCCAACUCAGCUUCCGUUAGGUAAAGUCUGUUUCUCUACCUAUAAAGCAUCGAACUCCAAAAUUAGAUCCUUGUUUCAGGCGGACCUAGUCUCUAUUUCUCCUGCAUCCUUCUAUUGGAAUAAGUUUGACCUCAACAUAGACUGGGAAAAAGUCUGGUCCCUACCCCAGAAGUUCCUUUUAACUAACAAAAUUAAAGAAGUCUCGUUCAAGUUACUACACAGGUUUUACCCCACAAAUGUAUGCUUAAAUAAGUUUAAGAAUGACAUUGAUGUAAAAUGCUCCUUUUGUGGCUUACAUCCUGAAACUAUUUCACAUUUAUUUUGGUCUUGUGAAUGCACUUAUAAGCUCUGGAAAGACAUUAAUUCAUUUGUAGUUGACAAUAUUCUUCCUGAGUUCUCCCUGUACUACAAAAAUGUAAUUUUUGGUUGUUUUAGUGACUGUGGGAAGGACAUUGGUGCUCUCUUUCUAGUAAACCUAAUCUUAUUUGUUGCCAAAUUCCAUAUCCAUAAAUGUAAAUUCAGUAAUAAAAAACCACUUUUUUCGGUGCUAAAAACUGAAAUGGAACAUUAUAUUUCUACCAUCUCUUCCAUGCAAAACAAAAAAGCUGUUAAAACUGUAGUUAAUUGUACUAUGUUUAAUGUGUUUAUUUGA
Messenger RNA from Rhinichthys klamathensis goyatoka, 4743 nucleotides. RefSeq lists its product as uncharacterized. Gene Ontology annotation, biological process: retrotransposition. The coding region runs from base 2704 to 4743 and encodes 679 amino acids. Gene Ontology annotation, molecular function: single-stranded RNA binding. The record is from RefSeq and is a predicted model, not a curated record. NCBI's taxonomy places the organism in Eukaryota, Metazoa, Chordata, Actinopteri, Cypriniformes, Leuciscidae. Gene Ontology annotation, cellular component: ribonucleoprotein complex. The transcript is spliced from 2 exons.